Molecule: messenger RNA, 1337 nt
Organism: Zea mays
Lineage: Eukaryota; Viridiplantae; Streptophyta; Magnoliopsida; Poales; Poaceae
Exons: 3
Coding region: 1-1125 (374 amino acids)
Source: RefSeq, a predicted model, not a curated record
AUGUACGCAAAUUACACGCCAGGCCACGGCCGGUUUUGGCACCUGCGGCUGCGGCUGUCUCUGUCUGCGAAUGAAACCCUUGUAAGGCAGCGGCCAUCGCUGGCAAAGGCAUCGAGGAGGCUGCCUGCCGUGCAGGCCACAGAUUCGGACGUGCAACAACCUGGUUUUUGCUUUCCAUGUCUGUCUGAUCAUGCUCUGCCGCAAAUAAGCAUAAAAGCUGCACUGCGCGGGGACCCUUUCGGAUCAAUCUACUACGCAGGUCACCAAUCAGCAGUGCAUAUUCUUUCCCACUCCCGCCACCUAUAUAUACGCUUCCCACACGAGCCCAUCAUCUUCCAUUCCUCACCACAAGCUAGGACACCGUCCUCCACCACCUCCCCCUCUCUUCAACAACCGCCACGAACCGAGCUCCUCGACAUGGUGCCUGCGGAGGCCAUAGCCAUUGCGGUCCGCCUCUACUCGCUCUCCGCGGCUGCGGCGGCCGCCGGCUCGCUCCUCGCCUGGCUCGUCGCCGCCGCCGCCGGCCUCUGGCGGCGCAUCCGCGCUGCCAGUGCUUCUUCCCACAACAAGCGCGGCUCCAGCGUUCGCGCCGUUAUUGGCAACGAUGAUCGGGAGCCACAGCCGCCUCUGCCGUCUCGGGCUGCCAUCACUGAGGAGCCGCGGCGGCCGGUCGCUCUCGCUCCGGCCGAGCUGCUGUCCCCGUCGUCCGUGAGCGAGCUGACGAACACGCCAUCGUCCAAGGUCCGGUUCACUGCGCACUACUACAGCGGCGCAUUAGGAGACGACGACGACGACGGAGGAGGAGUGGUGGACGGCGUGAGGAAAUGCGCGGACACGGAUGACUGCGAGGUGGAGAUUAUGGUUCUCAGAAGGUCGGUGUCAGAGCCAGCGAGAAGAAGAAGAGCGAGGACCUUGUUGGCCGCGGCGGCGGCGCCGUGGGAGGAGAGGGAGACGAUGGCGGUGAGGCGGAGGAGCGACCUGGGCUGCUGGUACCGCCACGUCGACAUGGCGGCGCUCGACGGCAGCGUCGUGAGGCUGUGGGACGGCGGCGUCGCCGGCCGCGAGAGGGAGGACGAAGAGAGGGCGCAGGAUUGGAAUUGCAACGACUGUCGUUAUAGGAGUUAGUGUGGUUUUUGUGCAAUCGCGUAUCUCGAAUAUGGUUCCUCGCCGGUCUGAAAAAAAAGAUUAGACUUGCGAUGCGAGACCACACUUCAAAGUUUCUUUGAUUUGAUUGGCAACAAACCUUGCUACGUCUAACUUUUCUUUAACAAAGAGUGGCGUACUGGCGUAUAGUAUGUCGUGUUCAGUUUACUAAUUAAUUACCUAAAAUUAAUUGA